Mugil cephalus (flathead mullet) is the source of this 6165-nucleotide messenger RNA. Its product is annotated as C2 calcium-dependent domain-containing protein 4C. Lineage: Eukaryota; Metazoa; Chordata; Actinopteri; Mugiliformes; Mugilidae. Bases 497 to 1756 code for a protein of 419 amino acids. The transcript has 2 exons. The record is from RefSeq and is a predicted model, not a curated record.
UAUAUGGAUAGCCUUGGACUGAAUGAUGUGAUAGAGUGAAAAUACAUGUAUUGUUCUUGGGGAAACAAGAAGAAUAAAACUACAUUUGCAACGUGUAAAACGGUUUUCCAAAGCUGUAGUAUUGAAAACAGCACAAAUAUCCAAGUAGCCUGAUGACAGUGAGUGCUGAGGAGACAUGUCAAACCAACCUGGAAGAUUCCUUUGUCUCUCAGAUACAACCAGUGUGGUCUAGCUGGUUCUGCUGGGAAACACGGAAACGCACAGUUCGAUCUUAUUGGUCAGCUGCAGCUCUGAUCCGUCUAUAUAACGCACAGCAGCGUCUCUGGAGCUGAGACCGUCUGAGGGCGCAGAGCAGCGCCGCGGAGCGCACAGACUCAUCCGAAGAAACACCUGUUACUGACGGAGCAGAUGUAAAGGAGCGAAAACUGAGCCGUUUCUCUUUAGUCCUACACACCUGACUGCACCGACUCCACACAUCCCACUGUCUUGUGGGACCAUGUGGGUUCUGGAUAAGAUCCGCGGGUCGGUGGAGACCAGUGUGCUGCGGCAGGGGGAGAAUGGAGACAAGAAAGGUGCUGCCCCGGCUUACAGCAACGUCCUCACCCCCGACAAGAUCCCAGACUUCUUCAUUCCCCCAAAGCUGGUCAGCUGCCCAGCAGAGCCUGAGAUUCCUAAUGUGAAACCCAAAGAGGGGCUGCAGCCGUCCACUUCUGAACAGAUCAGCGGCACCGGGAGGAAGAUCAGCAGCCCAAGAAGCCCGCGUCUGGUAGCCAAGAUUGCAGGAGACACAAAGAACUUGUUGAGAGCAGCGAACCGCCACAUCAUACAGAUAGAAAGUGCAGACGAUGUUGUGACUGGAGACACCAAUGCAGACCCUCAGUCGCAGACUGCAAUGUCCCUGCCUUACGUUCCCAAGACCCAGACAUCUUACGGGUUUGCCACCUUGAAGGAGAGCCCCCACACUCGCCGUAAAGAGUCGCUGUUCCACUGCGAACUUACAAGUCCCAUCACUUCCCCAAACACGCAGAGAAAGGCUCCAGGCAAAAGCAGCGAAGGGGGAAACCACCUGAAUCCAGCUGACUACAACACCUCCCACAUUAAUCCCUAUCGAUACUUCAGCGGUGGAGAAAGUGACACCUGCUCCUCAGCUGAGUCCUCUCCCUUCAGCUCCCCUCUGCUCUCCCGCUCUGCAUCCCUGCUCAAGAUCUUCACACAUGAGACGCAGGCCAAAGUUGUGAAGGCCAAGCGGACGUUCGCUCGCCACAGCUCCCUCUCCACUGACGAAUGCAGCUCCGCCGAGCCCAGCCCUAACAUCCAGCGGCGACUCAACAUCCCCUCCUUCCACGGCAGUGCUGGAGCGUCUGACCACGGCCUCCACCGGGAGCACACCAUCAACCUGCACAAGGGCGGGACGGUGCGGAUCAGUGUCAACUACGACUCCAGCACCUCCCGCCUGCUCAUCCGCGUCCUGGCAGCAGAGAGUCUGUACGACAAGCACUUUGACAUCAAGAGCAUCAACUGCUGCGUGUCCGUCUACCUGAACCCAGGCAAGCUGCAGAAGCAAAGGAGCAACAUCAUCAAGAACAGCCGCAACCCAGUCUUCAACGAGGACUUCUUCUUUGACUCGAUAAGCCCGAUUCAAGUAAAGAGCCUCUCUGUGAAGUUCAAGGUGGUAAAUAAAGGCACCAGUCUGAAGAGAGACACGCUGCUGGGAGAGCGAGAGGUGCCUCUGACAAAGCUGCUCGCCGGGCUUUAAAGCCACAGGACGUGGAGGUUAAAGGCCAAAUCCAAGGAUACUGGCUGAAACUUAAAUUAGAUGUUUGCACUGCUCUGUUUAUUCCACUCACCCAAAACUGUUAAUAUAAAGGCGAACGGAGAGGAGAAUUUUCCAAAAGUAAAUCUUUCCCUUUGAUCUGGAAUUUGAAUAAACACCAAGAUUAGAAAAUGUGAUGCACAGAUGAAGGAUUUAAGGUGGGUCAAGGUUUGCUUGGACCCAUCUCCCAAUAAUGAACGCUCAUUAAACCAAGUUGGGCUCGACAGCAUCAGAUGAAAUUGACAGAUGAAAGGUUUUCUCUCUGGAAGCGUCUCCCAGCCGGCUUCCUCAGCCAGGUCUGGUUCAAAGGUUGGACGACACCUGUGCUUCAGCCUGUCUCCGUGUCCUUGCCUGCACUGUGCAGGCUUUAUCGUUUUAUUGUGAGAGAAAUCCACGGCAGGAUGUGAUUCUACGUCAGCUCCACCAUGUGCUGGGCACAGAGAUGCUUUUGUGAAUCAGUGUGAGCUUUGAAGUGGCACUACAUCCUGAUGUGCAAAGACCCUUUGAUCCCAGUUGCCAUGGCCCACCUCCUACAGGGGGAGCGCAAGGGACAAACAGAGCUGCCACAUUUACAUGUACAUCAAACAAAAAAACGAAACGAUAAUUUGAUUGAUAAUGUAAGUAGAUUAUGAAGGCCAUAAUCUGAUUCAUACUUACAAUUAAUAGAACAUAUCCGGUAUGUAUGGAAAAAAGUUUUAUGUUUGCUCUUUCAUACUUAAAGAUGUCCCAAGGAAUUCUAUUGUAAAGCAGCAAAACUUCAUAUUGAGUGUUGAAUGUCACCAAGCUCCACUGUAUUAAGCACUUAAACACUUCUUCAUCCGUGCCCUUUUUGAAUCAUUAUUAAGUUUGCUGGUGCUCUGACUGUCAGUCACGGAUGGUAAAAACAUUGCUCUAUAGUCUAUAGCACUGCGUCCGCGGGGCACCUUUAAGUUUUAUUUCCUUUGAACACAUUUUCAAAAACAAUAAUAUUCUACAAUUAUUCUAGUGCGCAAGUGAAUUACUCGGAGAGAAGUGCAUUUCUGGUACGCUUGAAUAUUGUCACUGCACCGCAGAUUUCUUCACUUAAAAAGGUUCCUACGCCUCGUUUAGAGACAGAAAUUGCUUAAUAAGAUGAGAUUUCGUGCAGCAUGGGGUACAUUUCCAAUUUUAAUAUCUUUAAUGGCCUCCAGUUUACUGGCAAGAAAAAACAACUCGGAGUUAAUGAAUGUAGAGAUACGGGGGAGGGGGAGGGGGGUUGCAGUGCAGAUGAGAACAUUCCUUCAUAUAUUCAAUAUACAUAUUUAUUUGGUCCAUGAAACCUCUUCAGCCUCAUGAAGGAACUGUGCAGACGCUCCAACUGCAGCCCGUCGCCUUGCUUCAUCCAGUCUGGGCUCCUUGAUUAAAUCUUGCGCAGCUAAGCAACAGGCUCUCACCAGAUAGGUAUAGCUUCGCUCUGUAUUCAGGCCAGUUGGAGAUACCUAUUUCUGCACAGAUCCUCCAAAACAAGAAUACAUUGGAGCCUUCUGGAAGACAUGUUAUUAACCUCAAAUCCCAACAGAUAUUUUAAAAUUAAAAAAGAGACACCUGAGUCAAACUUAUAAUAUCCUCUUUUUUUUUUUGUUCUUCAUAAAGUAGCACCAGGCGGCUAUCAUUUCACAGCAUCCCUGACAAUUUUAACUGCUGGCUUAAUUACCUUUUAGUUAUGUGGUUAGCAGUAGGACAGCAAGCGGGGUCAUACUUCUUAAAUUAAACACAUGUAAGCAGAAUUGUCUGUCAGUUUAUGCAACCUGUCUUUUGCCUUAGUCACAGUGUUGGCCGUAGACAAACUACUGUGUGCAUGUACAUGUAUUAAAUGUCUCAUAUGACGAGAUUCGCUGUGACUAACAGUAGCAUGGCAUGAACACGGCACUGGUGUUUGCAUGACAUGCUUCAAAUUUUAUGAAACCCUAAAGCCUUACUCUGUGCGUAUGAAAGAGUGAGUCAAAGAGUUUGAGUGGGUUUUGGUAAGCACGAUUUUGUCCGGAGUGUUUAAUUUUCUAUGUACCACUUGUCGUAUUUUGUAUAAUGGAUUGAAAUGAUGUUGGAUUUGUACUGUAUAUAACUACAUAGAUGUAUGUAGUAGUUUCUACAGUUGUAGGUGAAACGCUAAAUAUGCAUCAGCGAGGGACACUUGAAGGGACACGUUGUUCCGACUUUAACAAAGCCUGUGGGAGGAAGACGACAUGACAAGAAGAGGAAUAUGGAAAACAUGGAACGCAAGGAGGAAACCAACAUUAUGCUCUUGCCUCUUUCGUGUAAACUUCUGUCCGUCUGAGGGAUCAGAAGAAACUGCGUGUGAUUGCGGGUUUGAGUGACCUGCACAGGAGAAGUUCAGACAGAAAAGAAGUCAGAGACAUCAGAGCGAUGCAAAUUACUGAGGUUUCCUCAAAGCUUGAGCUCGAUCCUACAAGAAUUGCUCUCACCUGGUGUUUGUAGCUCACUUGUAGCACUGCUAUUGAUGUGUUCUGUAUCAUUUAUAUACAGUUGGUUUUGGUGUAAAAGUCGCUGAUCUGUUGUAAACCUUCUGCAUACCCAUGUGCAAACAUAACAGUGCCUGCUCGUAAUGUAUUUUUUACUCAAACUUCCUAAAUUGUACUCGCCCAGUUGUUACCAAACCCCAUUCGGGGGCCUCUUCUUGCAUGGCUAAUAUAUUUCAGCAGUGUCAGUACUAAACUUCAGUGGAUUCUUAUCGUGCAGUCGUGGGUCUCCCUGUGCUCUGAUGAGAAUUGACUGUUUAUAACAAUGCAGCUAAUACAUGGCCGCAUCUGAUUGUCAUGACUAAUUGUUCCGACUGUUUUCAUGUGACUUAUCAAUUAAUAGAACUCAGUUGCAGGUUGAAAAACAAUUAAGUCAUCUGCCUGCUCCUGCCUCGACACACGACACUGUCCUCAUUCAAACUGUAGCCUCUUCACAAGUCCACAUUCCACAACUGGUAGAAAAAAAAACCCAAAACAGUUAAUGUUUUUACUCUCAUCUUGAUAGAAAAUAAUAUCAAAGUUACAUUUUACGGAAGGAAAUAUUUGAAACAGUUUAUCCUGCUGAGUGGCUUAAUAGCAGGCAAGAGGUUGCAUCCUUUUUUUUACUAUACCAAAGGGAUUUAUUUAAUUGUUACGUUCACUUGUUACUGGUGUUGUGGUAGAUUUUGUGCUAAGCUGGAGGCUUACUGCUUCUCUCAGUCGUUACACAGUCAGAGGUGUUAAAUCUCGAUAAGCCCUCCUAAAAACAACUGAGACUGCCUUUUCUCUUCCUGUCUGCUGGUUAUUUUUAACCAUGAGAAAAUAAAUAGCAUCCAGGUACAACAAAGAAAAGUUUCCACAAAGAAAAGUCAGAUGCCUUGCCGCAAGAUAAUAUUAUCAUAAGAGGUUGAAUUGUUAGUGACAGUUUAAAUGUUGUGAGAGAAAUAGUGUGUAGUUGCCCUUAACUUAUCAAGAAGGUAGGCAUUCAGCCAACAAGAUGGAAUUUAUACAGGGGCUCAGUGUGUUGCUAUCUUUAGCAUGUUAUCAUGCUACAAUAUACAAUAUAAUCAAUGGUAAAGUAUGGCUGAGGACAACGGGCCACUCAUUUUAAUAGUAGAGUUCUGUGUGACCAGUGCAGUAAAAGUUGUCUCCAAAAACCUCCUCCAACUAUUCCUUUAAACUGUAGCUAUCGGUGAUACUUCAUACAAUAAAAGUGGUUAGUAGUAUGCACUGAAUGUUAUUUCAUUUAAUGACACUCAUGUUGAAUCCCCACAGUCGCUGCACUUGUGAAGCUAAAAACAAGGUUGGUGAUUCUGAAGGCUAACCUUUGUUCGAUCUGCAGAGGAAUUACCAGAAUUAACUCACCACAAUUAACUUUCCCAUUAUCCGGUCUGCUGUUGUGGUCGAAAUCAGUCUGUAUUCCUGCACUCAAUAGGUCUUUAAUUAGAUACGGAGCAGAGAGGCUUGACUGAUAGCAUUUAAAAUGAGAACUGAGGAAAGCGCCAAUACCUGUGUGCUGUGUGUCAGAGAGAGAGGUUAUUAGUUGGUUAUUGUGGUUUAUGAGAAUGACUUUAUUUUGUUAAGACUGGUUUUUAAAUAUCCUGUAUAUAUGUUGGUGUUGCUCAAGUCUUCCUGUCUUGACAGGUUCGCUCUGAAAAAUGAAGCUGAAAAGUGCCAGUCCGUUACUUGACACCAAUUCUUUAGUUUGUAUCCAGGCGUACGUAGACGAUGGAAGCCGUUUUCCAUGUGUGUUUGCUGUUCUUGUGUUUCUGGCCCAUGGAAGUAGAUACAUUUAUACUGUGAUGCUUCGACCACUGACAGCCGUCCUCUGGUUUCUGUAUUGAUGGGUGUGAAAUUUCAUUAAAGGUAUUAUCCAUG